AUGAGCUCUGUCGGCCCUCAACUUCCACCCGGACUGCAAAAGCGGAAACGCGACGGUGGCGAGGACCACAGCAAUAGCGAUGACGACUCAGACUCGUCCACUGGACCUCUCCCUCCAAACCAGCAAGGAAAGGGAAGAGAACAGUCACCGCCGUCCACAAAACGAACCCGCGUGAUAGGCCCGACGCUUCCACCUGCGCCUCUAGACGAACGCCCUUCUUCAACUCUUUCUCCUUCACAGGCACGAGGCGGUCAAGACGAUCACGAGAGCAGUAGCAGCAGUGAUGACGAUGAUGGCUUUGGCCCGAGUCUGCCCUCCGCCAGCGCUGCCACUACCAAGUCUCAUACAGGCGCGCAAAUUCCUGGCCCUCCUCCGCCCGUAGUACCGGCCAAGCGCGACGAAUGGAUGACCCUCGCACCCACCGGCGGCGACUGGUCGGCGCGAGUCGAUCCUACGAAAUUGAAGAACCGCAAAUUCAACACAGGGAGGGGCGCAAAGGCCGCGCCUCAGCCUGCCGCAGGAGGCGAGUCGUGGCAUGAAACGCCGGAAGAGAAACAGGCCAGGUUGAAGAGGGAAGUUAUGGGGAUCAAGGAUCCUGCUACGGCAGGGAAGACAGGGACCACAUCAGAACACGGUUCUCAAGGCGAGGCUACCGCUAGGAGAUUGAAAGAGUACAAUGCAACACUCUGGGUUGAUGCUAACGACAAGCAGGAAAAACGGGGCCCUUCGCUCUACUCUGCGCACAGUGCGGCUUCCACGGGAGAAGAAGAGGACGACCCCAGCGCGCGCGCCUUCGACCGAGAAAAGGAUAUCGCUGGUGGCGCGACCAUCAACCCCACCCGCCGCAGAGAAAUGCUCAAGAAGGCCACGGACUUUUCUUCCCGUUUCAGCAGUGCAAGGUAUUUGUGA
This is a messenger RNA of Capronia epimyces CBS 606.96, 909 nucleotides long. RefSeq lists its product as uncharacterized. Bases 1 to 909 code for a protein of 302 amino acids. The transcript is spliced from 2 exons. The record is from RefSeq and is a predicted model, not a curated record. Lineage: Eukaryota; Fungi; Ascomycota; Eurotiomycetes; Chaetothyriales; Herpotrichiellaceae.